GACGACGCGACGCGGCGUUCGCCGCGAUCGCGUUCGCGCGCGUGUUGAGCAUUACGCACGUAUACUGACGAUCGCCUCUCGUUCACCGUCACCGCGGAAUAAAUUAUCCUCAGGCACGACCCUGAUCGCGUGAAAAUAACGCGACAGAUCGAUUCGUGUCGUCGCGCGUCACGUCGCGCGCGGCCGGCAAUUACUUAGCGAGCGCUUACGAAUGCUACUACGGCAUGGAGGCAGGUGGUGAUGAUGAUGAUGGUGAUGAUGAUGAUGAUGGUGAUGAUGACAGCGACGGCCUUCCCCUGCGGGACGGUCGUGCGGUCGCUCGAGUUGCCUCGGAAAAGAGAGAAAAACACGCCGACGACAUUGCAAGGUUGGCGGAUGUUGCAAUCGCGGUGAUGCAAGCCAUCGGCGACUGCCGUCUCCUCCACGCGGUUUGCUCGCGACGACGCGGAAUCGCCGCCUGCGCCGCUCAGUGCAGCGUCUCCUCCUCCGCGAGUGCCGACCCUCCUGCGGUGUUCAUUCCGCGUCGUUGUUAAUGCGUUAAUGACAAGUCUCGGUGGUUUAUGCGCGCGAGCGAACACGACGUGAGACUUUAUUCGCCGAAAAUUUUAUCGGUUGUUCGUUUUCUGAGGGCUGCGAAGAGGAGAAACGAAGAAGAGGAGAGAAGAAUUGUGGGGUUGUCGCGACAGGGGACGACAGGGUGUGUCGGAUAGAAGAUUCUUCGAAAUGAUACGGCAGUGAUCGAUAAUCGCCAUGAGCAGAGAAGAGAGACCAUCCAGAAUGGUUCUUACUGUGACCGAGGACACCCCGGCAGACAUGCUGGCCGGAAGUAUGGAGCUUCUGGUACAGCUGCCUCUCGAUCAUCAUGUUCACACGCAGAAGGUCACAGUGUUACGAAGCACACCGAUGAUGGAUCUUCUCGUGCAGAUCGCGACGGCGCACAAAUUGACGGCAUCGAGCUACACCUUGCAGGCGAUUGGCGAACGCGGUUUGGUUCUACCUCAUCAUCCAAAUACCCCCAUAGGAGCUUUGGACGCACUUCAGGUUAAGUUACUUCCCAAGCAAGGCACUUGUGUACCGCGGAAAACGAAGCAAACUAAUCAACCUUUCGAAACGACUUUUAGAUUGCAGGUGCACCUGCCGAGAAAUCAGCUAUACGUGUCGAGGGUCAGUCCGAAGAUGAAUCUGGGAGAAAUUCUGGACGAAGUGUGCCGCGAGAAGAAUCUGGACAGGAACAAGUACGAGCUUCGUCAUCCAGCCAACUUGGAGGAGACGCUGGACCUGGCGCUGUCGCUGCAGGACUACCACCUGCAGGAGGUGACUCUGUACGCGAAGCAGGCGCGGACCCUGGGCCCGACGCUCAGCACGCAGGACAUAAUGGCGCUGCAGCGGCAGGAGGAGCGGCGCCGUCAGCAGACGAAGCAGAGCGUGUUCGGCUUCAUGUUCAAGAAGUCCAAGGAGAGCUCGUUGAGCACAGACAGCCUCGGCGGCCGCAGUGUGUCGCCGGCCAGGAGCGACGAGACCGGGAGGAGCGCCAGUCCCCUUCAGCCGCCGGCCCGGCCGCAGCGGAAGCGCAGACCAGCCCCGAAGCCGCCGACCGACGCAGUUGCGAUUGACCAAGACACGUCUGGGCAGGACGGCGGCAAGGACAAGAUGGUGAUCAAUCACAGCCGCAACAGCAGCGACAGCUCAGGUUACCACGAGGCUUCCGUUCUCAGCGACAACCCGGACUCGGCCGCGCGGUUGCCGGAGACCCUGCCGCGAAGGAGCAAAGCGCCAGGGAUGUCUGAUACCCCCAGGAAAUUGGCGCAGACCUCGCAGUCCAGCAAGAGCUUGGGCAACCUAGCGGUUGCGGCGACGACGGCGGCGGCGGCGGCGGCGACGAUGAUGACCGGUGGUGGCACGCUCACCCGGGGCAUCAGCAGCACCUCGCUCAGCUCUACCGGUCUCCGAAAGAAGAGAGCCGCACCUCCCCCGCCGGCGCCGAGACCGCUCUCGUCAGCUAUUUCGACGCAGGCCUUGGAACGUAUCGUCGACUCCGAGGAGUCGCUGACGUCCGACAUGGAUCCAUCGAAGCCGCCGUCGGACAUCGGCGCGCCAUCGAAAGCCAGCUCCGACAUCGACUGUCCAAAGGCCAACUCCGACAUCGGCAUCAGCACGCAAUCGAUGCGUCAAUUGGACUACAAGCCGAAAGCGGAAGUCUCCGCUGCCGCGGAAGCGUGCAAAUCCGCCGAGUCCGACGUGCCGCAGCAGAGCGUCCAGCCGCGUCCCGUUAAAUCAGACCCGGUCGAGCGUAAGCUCCUCGUCAAAGCGGACCCGGACGUGCCGGUCGCGCCUGUAGAAGCAGCCCCGAGGCUAGAACAAGCUAGAGUAGCGGCCAAAAGAGCUGGAGAACCUGCACCCCUUCCCACGCCUCGAAAGAUUAACGCAGCUCCGAAUAGCGCUCCGAUAGCUCCGAAGGUACCCAAACGUAAAGUAGCCCAACCGCCUUUGGCACUGCCCAGAACCUUCAGCACUGAACGCGAUAGCGCGAGCGGUUUAUCGCGCGAAGAGCACGUCGACGAGGCGCAUAGCGACGCUUCGAGUGUCGAGAUUACGACGGCACCGUCGGACGAAGGUGCUCCCGUCAAGUGUAUAGAGAGAGAAGAAGAAGCACACUUCAAGUCGAGAGACAAGUGCGCGCCUUCCGACGGGGAUAAGUCCAGCCAACGACGGAGAAAGUUAUCGGAAACCAUCAGCGAUGUUACAGUCGAACAUGACGCAUCCUUAAGAUCGCGCCAGAGUCACGAAAUGGAGAGCGACGUCGAGUCGGACUCGAAAUCUACGGAACCGACACACGUUGAAGCGGAGAAGAGGCGUUCCGAAAGCGAACACGACUCUCCGAGGGAGGAUGAAACGAGACGCGACAAAAGGACGUCAAACAUCGUCGGUGACGCGGAAGAUCUUGAAUCGUUAAAUCUGAAUGAAGCUUCGAGUUGUCACGAUGCAGACGCGAAGUGUGAAUCAAAUUCCAUCCUUGCGGGUCAGAGAGUGUCGUCAACGAGUGCAUCCUCGCUCGAAGUCACGUCUGAAAGGCAAGAGGGCCACUUAUCAUCGGCGCAAGGUCGCGAGGCGCAGCGUGAAGAUGAGAAUUCACGGGGCGAAAACGAGAAUCAGCGUGCCCGCGCGUACGCGCCGCCAGAAGACGACAGUCUGAACGAGAGUGCAACCAGACCACCGGAUCACGUGGCUGAAGAGCUGAAGAGAGUCGAGCAGCCGAGGCCGCUGCAUCGUGGAUCCGCUUGCCCAGAAAGACCGCCCAGGUCGCCGAGGAAAACGGUUUCUAUCCGCGAGAAGUCCGGGAGCAACGUCGAGACGGCGAAGUAUGUUCAUCCGGAGGACGCGACGACGAGUGACGACGCGAUAGUGAAGAGCAGCAUCCUCGGGAGAGACAGAGAAACCUGCUCGGUGAUCUCCACCAUACCCAAGUGCGAGCAUCUUGACGCUAUAAAGGAACACGGCGCUUUAGCGAGCCUCAUCGUCGCGUCGACGGAUCAUCAUCAACACGACGAUGAGCAUUCGCAGGUGAAGGAUGUGACGGCGGAGGAGUGUGAGAAACAGGAAGGCGGCGGAGCUGAGUCGCAUGGUAACGAGGCGAGGAGCGCUAAACGUCCAAAGGUGAUCAGAAGCCAGUCCAAGUCGGACGACUUCCAAAUGAAUGCCCUGAAGAGGCAGAGGAGAUACUUCACCUCGCCUCCGGAAGACAUCGUGUACGCAUUGAACCUGAACCUGCCCGAGACGCGAAACUCGAUGUCCUCGCAUGCGGCGAAGAUGGAACGACAACGGGCUGCUGCAGCACGGUGCACUAAUGGUACAAGGGAUGUGGAUGUAGAUAAAGGAGAAUCGCGCGGUGGACUAGUCACAGCAACCAAGGACAACAGCACACCGUCGGAGACCGACAUUCUGCUGCAAAAGGUGUCGGACACCCUGUCCAACGUGUUACCAUCGAACUCUUCGUCCCCGGAACCGUCGCUCCAGCUUGAGCGCACCAACAGCGUGCCAAUGCGAAAGACAAACGAUGUUGCCGACAUGGACACCAAGUUGAAGCCUUGCAAUGGCUCAAAGGACCAAUCGAACGAGAUCUCCAAGUCGUCGUACGUGGACUUCCCGGCGGAUACGUUAAGCUCGAGCACGCCAAACAUGACCUCGAACUUGCAACAAGACACCUCCGACUAUGUGUCAGCGAUGAGCGAGGACCUGUCUAUCAGCGACUGGGAGUACCAACUGCCAGCACCGCCGAGCGCCUUCCGCGACUCUCAUUCGCCCGUCUUCGACGAUUACGACACGGUCACGCUUGGCUCUGUGGAGGCGUUUAAGGAGUCGUUAGUUACCCAUCCGGGGUUAGCCGACACGACGGACAGUUGCAGCAAGAACGACGGAUCGAAGAAGAGGAAGUUGAAGAGCCUGUUGAACAACGUCGACGCGAACUACAACACGACGAAAGCUACGACCGAGAAAAUAGACUCUGUGCCGGAAGCAGAACUUAACGACGAUGUGAAGCGAGCGACGGACAAACAGACUGUCGCCAAGCAAGCACCCAUGAGCGCUGCGCCUAAAUCGGAGGCCAACGCUGAUCCGCGGAAGGAGAUGAUCUCCGAGCUGGAAAACAAGAUCGAGAACGGUACGUUGGCUCAGAACAUCGGUAAAGAUUUGGACCGGAGGAAUAUAGACAACGUGUCCGCGCCGAAGAUUGCACCCGUGGACAACACCUUGUCCAACUUCACCAUCACCACAUAUACCAAGCAGAAGAACCUGGACAUUUUCGACGAGUUCGAAGAAUCAGAUUACGUGAGGAACUCGGACGAAAGGUUCAUCAAGACCUUCGCCACAUUGUCGAGGAACAAUGCUGGCGUGGGCGGUCAUGAGAGCAAAAGUGCUAUGAGGGACAUGGGCCGGUUGACCAACGGUGUAUCGUCGCACGAUAGCAAAGUCACGGUGGCGGGUAAAAAUGCCGAAGAACCGAGCGCGAGCAACGUCGCUGACUGCAAAACGGAGCCAAAGAUUCGCAAUCAUGACGAGCCGGCUAACAACAGGUGGCAGUGCCUCAGCACGACCAAUAACGAGAGGGCCAACAAUGUUCAACGGUCCAAGAGCUAUAUAUCGACGACUAACAACGCCAAGUACCAGACGGAAUCGCAGGCAAUGAGCGAGAGGAAACACGACCCGCGAAGUGCUGAGCCGCCGGAGACCGCCGCGAUGAAGAAGGCCACGAGCACCAGCAGCCUGAACGUCGACGCGCCAAGGGUCAAUGAGAAAUUCUCGCAAUGGAGAGACAAUAUAUUGAAACGUCAAGAGGAGUGUACCAAAGAGAAGCAAUUACAAUCAUUGCAGGUGCUGAAAAGCAUUUUGCCGCAGUUGAAAAACGCUCAACAGGCGGAAGAAAAUGUGUCCAAAGAAUAUAAUAACGGCUUAUCAAUCGAGAAGACAAAAUACGAGGCUGGGUCCAACGAACAUUCGAGCAAGACGAAUGUAGUUUUGACACGCGAAUCUCGAGAUACGGAAGCGACGGAGUGCAGGCAGCCGUCAAGAGAAGAAAGCACGAAGCGUUACACUUACGCCGGUCCACCUGCGAUCAGUCUGGGCAGCUGGUCGGAAAGACCCAGCGUCAACGUCCAAAUCAAGAUGGACACCGAUUACAAGUUAGGCAGGAGUAACACGAGCGGUAACAAGACUGUGGUCAACAUCAACGGCGCGAAAGAAGAGAAGGACAUUGUCAACUAUACGAACAACAAUAUAAGCAGCAAGCAUCAUAUAGCUAAGCAUGAUAUCAAGAUCGACUCUAAGAAUCGCGAUGAGCUCUCGCAGAAGUCGCUGAUCACGCAUACGAUGACGUUGUCCGGUUUCAAGAAGCCAUUGUCGUGCCGAGUCAACACGUCCGUCGACUCGAUAAGGACGAAUGAAGAUAGACCCGUCGUGACGGGUGUUGAGCUGAAGAAGAGUUUCGUCGAGGUGAAGGAAACGCCGAGGAACGUCGAGAGCGAGAUCGACACCACGCCUGUGAAUUUCAGAGAAUUGACAAAGACGUUCGGUCAGCAUGUAAAUUUUAAACUGAAACCGAAACGCGCCAACAUCAACAGACACUCCGCGGAUUAUCAUGGUGCGCAGCUGGAGGAGACGGACGCGGGCGUCAAGCAAAAUGGUCACGGCAAGUUUGCGAGGAUGAACAACGAAAAUGAGAGUCUCCCGUACAAGGGUCAACCUUUGACGAGCGGCGCGCAGCAGAACUGUCGGCUGAGGAAGUUCACAUCCGUCGUAGGCGUGAAUGGCACGGGCCAGAGCUUCAACCAGCAAAACGAGACGGUAGUUCUCAGGAGCAAUGUUAACAACAAUGCCAAGAUCAACCCGCUGAUGCCCGUUGUGAAGGGAUUCAAAAUAUCCGUCAACGAUAGCAAGACGGGCAACGGCCAGUUGAACCAAAACGGGUUGUCGGCGAUCGAUGGCUCCAAGAAAAAUGCACAACUUCCUAAGCCGCCAACCAUGCCUGUAAUUACAGGGGUGACCCUGAAGAGCACUAGUACGAGGCCUAAGUCGAUGCCGGCCCAGAUGGAUCCUAGAGAUAUGCUGUUGGAAUCCAUCCGGAACUUCGGCGGACGCGACAAGUUAAAGAGUGCUGCGGAGAGAUUCUAGUUCGUGCAGUCCUCACGAAAAAGUAAGCAUUUGCAGAACAAACGGUGGAGCGAAGAAUUCAUUUGGGAUGGAAACGCUUCAAGAUUCACGGGUUUCUUUUUUUCUUAUUUCUUUUGUCGGAUGUAUACAAAUUUGCGUUAUUCUCAAGGUCAUUGAGUGUUAAAAAAAAUUGUCUAACCCUAGAAUACUACUAAGAAUUUUCUUCUGGAGGCGAGACUCUCGGUUCUUGUUGCUUUUAUACUUGUACAUUUUUAUUUUAUCUUUUCGAAAACAUAUUAGUAGCUAAGCGACAUCAAAUAAUGAAAUGUUUUGUUGUUUGAUUUUGCUGUCUAGUUGUAUUUUAGGGUUAAUAUAAAAACAUGUUAAAUAAUACAUAAAAUAUGAAAAAUAUUUUUGAGGAAGCAUUUACAUAUAAUGUUAUUCAUGGGAUAAAAAAGGUUACUCGCGUUUUUUUGCGUCAUUCAAUGUAAAGCAAAAACAGAAUCAAGCAUGUCCAUACGAUAUUAGUAAAGAGAUAUUAUGAGAUUUCUCUAGUUACAUCUUAUCGCAUAUAUUUUUUGCGGGAUAUACUACCAAUAAAAAUACCGAUAUUGAAUCCGACGGUAUAUGUCUCUACAUUGGUCAUGUAAAUAUGAUGUACAGAAAAAUAAGGUGAGGUAAACGAGAUUAUCGCAAAGCGAAGGGAAAUGUAUAUAUUGUUUGAAACAUGUGCUUGAUCGUGUAGAGAGAGAAAGAGAAGGUGUCUUUAUUUUAUUCAUUUGAAUAGUUAUAAACUCGACAUUGCUCAUUAAUUAAUAUGGAAAAGUAGAGAGAGAGAGAGAGAGAGAGAGAGAGAGAGAGAGAAAGAGAGAGAGAAGGAGAG
Molecule: messenger RNA, 7525 nt
Organism: Harpegnathos saltator (Jerdon's jumping ant)
Lineage: Eukaryota; Metazoa; Arthropoda; Insecta; Hymenoptera; Formicidae
Product: protein cordon-bleu
Exons: 12
Coding region: 751-6663 (1970 amino acids)
Biological process (GO): signal transduction
Molecular function (GO): actin monomer binding
Source: RefSeq, a predicted model, not a curated record